AAUAAAAGAGCUGAGCAGAGAGGACUUUCUGCAGCAGGAGGGAAUCCUGCCUCAGUUCAACUGGCCCCAGCACAGUCUGAAUCUGGUAUUUUACACUAUGUUCAUGCGGCAGGGGAUUUUCUUCCAGUAAAAACUACAGUUGGAAAAUUGGAAGGAUUUAUCCAGAGCAGAUGGAGCAACUCAGAGUUGGAGGUCGUGGACUUUGAACACAUCGGCCUCGAUGGCAGCUCAGCUGUUGUGCUCUGAGCGGACAGGACCGGUCCGGAGGGCGUACCGGGACACCAACCUGCUGACUGACCGGGUCAUGCACGCGCUGCUGCGGGCUGAGGAGAAGAACCUCCCCGCUCCAAACUACUUCAAAUGUGUGCAGAGAGAAAUCGCUCCUUACAUGAGGAGGAUGGUGGCGACGUGGAUGCUGGAGGUGUGUGAGGAGCAGAAGUGUGAGGAAGAAGUUUUCCCUCUGGCUAUGAAUUACAUGGAUCGCUUCUUGUCAGUGGAGCCCACCAAAAAGAGUCAUCUGCAGCUACUGGGAGCGGCCUGCAUGUUCCUGGCAUCCAAACUGAAGGAGACCAUCCCGCUGACUGCUGAGAAACUCUGCAUCUAUACAGACAACUCUAUCACUCCAUCCCAGCUGCUGCAGAUGGAGCUGCUGGUUUUGGCCAAGCUGAAGUGGGACCUGGUUUCUCUGACCCCUCUUGACUUUAUUGAUCACUUCCUGUCUCAGCUGCCCGUCAGGAUGGAGAGCAAGGCUGUGCUCAGGAAGCACGCUCAGACCUUUGUUGCACUGUGUGCUACAGAUGUUAAAUUCAUCGCCAGCCCUCCGUCCAUGGUGGCAGCAGGCAGCGUGGUGGCAGCAGUGGAGGGCCUACGAGUGAGGAUGGUGGGUGACACCGUGACGUCUCAGACGCUGACAGAGCAGCUAGCUCACACCAUCAGGAGCGACCCGGACUGUCUCCGGGCGUGUCGGGAACAAAUCGAGUCGCUGUUGGAAACUAGUCUCAGACAGGCUCAGCAGCACUCAGUUACCAUGGAAACGAAGAGCCUCGUCGAGAGCCAGGACCACUCAGCGACACCCACAGAUGUACAGGACGUAAACAUCUGAACUGAUGAAGCUGAUGGUCCUCUAUGACACUGUGGGACUCAACAACCUGCUGUUAAAUGGCAGAAGGUCUGAAGGGAUCACAACAUGUUUUCACAAGUGUUUGGAUGGAAAACACAUGAAUGACUUUAGUUUUCUGUUAUUUAUAAAGUCAGACAGUCUCAGAGGAGGGUGUGUGUUCAUCUCUUCACUGCAGGAGUCCAACAUCUACUUCCCAGACAGGUUUCCGGUAACUCACACUAACGAAACUCAUCUCACUCUCCUCACUCAGGGUGUCAAACGGACGGAGCCUGGUUCAGAAUGACCUGAGCUCAUCUCCUGAAGGAAGAUCAGAGCUGCUCUAGGUUCUACUUAAGGCUCUAAAGCAGGGGUGUCAAACAUACAGCCCAGAGACCAGAAUCGGCCCACCAGAGGGUCCAAUCUGACCUGCAGGAUUAAUUCAGUCAAUAUGAAAAUAACAUAAAACAUUUACUACAAUGUGUAAAAAUAAAAGCAACUGUAAUUCUUAAUUUGUCCAUGUGAGGUUAGUUUUUUAUGUUUAAAUAUAAAACCUUUCCAAGGCAGGGGAAAUUCUGUUACACACUAAAAAAAAAAAAAAAAAAAUUAUGGGAAAAAAUUUCACUUCAGUCAAAUGUUUUAAUUUAGUGAGAAAGAAUUUAGUUAACUGAACCAAAUGUAAAUAUUCGGAGUCAUCCUGAUGUAUUUGGGUUACUACUACAUGGUUCCGUCCAACUAGAUCUGUAAGGCUGAAUAUAACAUAUUAACCUGGAUCUGAGCUUCAUUAAAUAGUUACAGCUACUUUUUAAAAUUAAUUUUAUUACAAUAAUUAAUUGUGGUGAUCCAACAAACAAAGUUAAAUCUAUUUAUCAUUAUUACAAUUAAAUAUGUUUACCUACAGCUGGUAUCAAAUUUGGAAACAAAGCAAACUGGAUCUGACUUAAAAACGGUUAAUUCAGUGUUAAACAGCGUAAAACAGACUGAGCAUUAUGUCUGAAAAAACACUAAACAGCAGUUACAGACUUUGCUUAUCUGUCUGAGUUGUCAUUGGAGACCAGUGUUAGAACCCUCCAUAUUUAUGAGAAUGCAUACAUAAUCAUACAAAAUAUAUUAAUUUUAGUAAAACUAUCUAUAGAAAGUCAGGCAGACAUCUUGGUGGAACUUUCAACAUUUGUUCUUCAUUUCUUAAUACUGGAUUCUGACCUGCUGGUAAUAAAAACUCAAGUGUGCAGCAUCACACAGAUUUAACAAUGAACCAACAUUAUGUGUCUAAAUUAUGAGCUUUCUGAUAAAAUACAAAUGAAUGCUGGUUAUAACGUUAUGUGCAGAAUGUGAGCCUGGAAACUGACUGCAAUAAAAAAAAAAAAAAGGUUUGAGGACCAGCAUCUAAAAAUGGCCGCUGUUUAUGAGGGACACGUGUUUGACCACAGAAAGGGAAUCUGCUCCCCUCUGUUCUGGAGACGAAAGAUGAAGUGAUUGCAGACUAAACCCAUAAGAACAAUGUGUUGAAAUAAAUUUUUUUGGUCAGUUUUAAGUUGUUGCACGUUAAUGAUAAAAUGACGAUUGAAAACUGUGAAACAUGAUUGCAUUUAAUAGAAUCUACAUAUUUGAUAAUGUAAUAAAAGCCCAGUGAGUUUUUCUGAGUGAAUCAUUUUUAUCUUUCUUAUUUCAUAGAUCUGACUUGGAUUUGUGUUCAGGAUUGCUACACACAUGUGGAAAUGUACAUGUAUGUACAUUUAAAGUGACUUUUAGAUCUUAAAAUGUUACUCUGAUCAUAAUGUGAAACACUGGAUUUUCAGUAAUUGUGAUGUGAUUAAGUGUUUGGUGAUUUUGUUGUCUAUUGUGAUCUGGAAGUUGUAA
Melanotaenia boesemani (Boeseman's rainbowfish) is the source of this 2956-nucleotide messenger RNA. Its product is annotated as G1/S-specific cyclin-D1-like. The coding region runs from base 221 to 1102 and encodes 293 amino acids. The record is from RefSeq and is a predicted model, not a curated record. The transcript is spliced from 5 exons. Gene Ontology annotation, cellular component: cytoplasm; cyclin-dependent protein kinase holoenzyme complex; nucleus. Gene Ontology annotation, biological process: positive regulation of G1/S transition of mitotic cell cycle; mitotic cell cycle phase transition; regulation of cyclin-dependent protein serine/threonine kinase activity. NCBI's taxonomy places the organism in Eukaryota, Metazoa, Chordata, Actinopteri, Atheriniformes, Melanotaeniidae. Gene Ontology annotation, molecular function: cyclin-dependent protein serine/threonine kinase regulator activity.